AUGGCUACACCUCAGAGGAAUGACAAAGAAUAUGGCCGCCCAGUGGCAGGAUCUAAAACCGAGACUCGUGGCAGAUUUGCAGGGGCUCAUAUCAGCCAAGAAGUGAAGCAGUUGUGCCAAAUUAUUCUCCAGAUGGGUGAGGAACAACCAGAUGGAACUUCUACUGUCACAUUUCGACGCUUGUUUGACAGGUAUACCAGAAUAUCCAACAAAGUAGUAGGAAUGUUACUCAGGGCUCGGAAGCAGAAUUUGGUUCACUUUGAAGGGGAAAUGCUUUUCCAAAGAAGAGAUGAUGAUGUUAUUAUUACUUUACUGCACAUGCCUGAAGAAUUGGAAAAUGACCCAGAAGAAUAUUGGAACAUCCGUGCCAGAUAAUGAAAUCAUUUUGUUGGAAGAUUUGUGGCACUUGAAUAAUGUUUCAACACAGUAGAUCAUACAGUUUGCUAAAUCCUUACACAAUCCUGUAGACAUGGUCUAAGCUCUCUCUUCAUUUUAUGAAAUCAGUGGACUUCACACUACUGUUCUUAGCAAUGGUUUUACAGCGGACACAAAAUUUUACAGUGGACAUAAAUCAAGUCCUUUUAAUAAUACGAAACAAUAGUUAUGUACGCUGGCAUAAAUAUGUUUUGGGCCAGACUCGGAGUCAUUUUAGCCCCAGACACUCGGCUUUCAGGAUUAAAAUGACUCAGAGAAGGGCACGAAACAUAUUUAUGACAACAAAACAGUUUGAACAAGUAUUUAAGACAAGUAUUUUCACUCCUUUGAAGAAUCAUCAAUGGUUUUUUUAGUACGUACACUAUAAUCGGUCAGUUUAGCCAGCCGUAUUUCAAUGUACGGCCCGCUAAAUUCAAAAGAUUACUUGAAUUUAAAUAUUCCUCCGCUAUUUGAAUAAAAUAAAUAUUUUACUAAGCUCGUUUUCUCGGUCAGUAACGGAACCUUGUUUUUUUCUGCUGCGAUUUAUUGGCCCGCCUGCUGCGCGCUUGGGUCCUUAAAAUCUGUCUAUCCGCAACGUGGACAAACUAAUAUGUGCUCGUCUAGCGAGUUGCUUGUUGCUGGAUUGUUAAGGGUAAUUUAAAUUACAACGGGUACCAACAGACUAACAAAGCACGCAGCUUCCAGACUGCGCCGGUCCCAACUUGCACGUGAAGUUCCCUUUUGACUUUUUCUUUCCUCAGUUUUCUCUUCUCUAGUUUACCCCAAAGAGAUCUUUAGCCAUCAAAACUUCAAUAGUUAUCGGAAGAAUUCAGUAUCUUUCCUAGCGUCAAGUCAAACCUUCUGACUGAAAUAGUGCAGUGUAUAGAAAUAUUGGCCUGUUGGAGUGUCACAGUUUGCUGGCGCUUAUCUUGGCCAAGCCACCAGAAAAAGUACGAACCACGCGCUGUACGAGAUCUGGGAUUUCUUCAUUUAUACGCGUGGCUGACAUAAUAAUCGAAAGAUGUUUGUAAACUAUGAUGGCCGCCGUUAAAAAACAUUGAGGUGAGUGAUUUAAUCUGUAAUUAUAUCAACCAGUUUCUCAGCAACACUUCUAGGACUAACAAUAAUAACUCGUAGGAAGCAAAAUAUUCGUCGAAUACCUAUAGAAGUUGAAAUUGAAAAAUCAACAAAAUCGAUUUCAGGAGUGGCUUUGUUCCCGAAUAGAACUGAAAGCGAGCAAGAUUAUCAUUUUGUUAGCUUCACCGUCGCUCGAUCUGAAAUCUUUAGCUGUUUUUUGCGAAGAAGAAAUCACUCCAAGAUCAAGAGAGAAGCUGGAAUAAAUGCAAAUUGAAGACGGUGAUUCAGGAUAAAACACAAAGAUUUUUUCCGCGUGUCUGUUCGGUAAUGGUGGAUUACAGAUGACGUAAAAACGUUGAUAGUGAUUCUAAAUCGAUAGAUGAACAGUUAAAGAAAGUGGCUGUAGGCUCGAGAUAAUAUUCGUACCAGGUGGUUGAAACUUUCUACAAAUUAAUAUUCCUCUAUAUUGGAUUAAAAUAGACUCUUUAAAUGCAUAUUUGUUUUCGUUAAAAAUGUCAUUAUGGUGAUCAAUUACUUCGCAAGUAUAAAUUAAUAGUCUGAAAUUUCCAUCAUUUUAUUUUUAUGUUAUACACUUAGUCAUAAGAAGUCGUCCAACUGCAAACUGCAUUGUAACCACGUAGCCAAUUUCUAUCUAUAUCAGAACAGACAUAUUGUGAUAAGGUAGGGUCGAUUUGUUUUGUUCAGUGACAAAGACUGAAAAAAGAGGAAAAAUUACAAAUGGCUUGGUAAGGCUUGACUGUUCGGGCUGUAGCCCUGUUGAGGUAUUUUGAAGAUGCUAAGAAUUCGGUUCGUUGUUUCUCGUCACUGCCGGUUAAACUCAUCAUCAAUAGAUGAACCACUCACAGAACGAAAAUAAAGCAAUUACUUUCGACACUUAGUUAAAAAUUGUCCUAUUCAGGUAUAAUUAACUAUUUGUCACUAAUACUUGCGCAUAACGUAAAAACGUUGAACUGGCGCAGAAAAGAGCGCAGAAAACCAAAUUAGAAGGUAAAACAAAACAGAACAUUUGAAUUUUCACUGUUCAGUUUUUGGGGGUUGUGCUUCAUCCCAGUAUCACAUUUGUACUUUAUUUUUGUUAUUUUUCUCCUUGCGCAGAAUGUUUCUCGAUCGAUAUUAUCGUCGUCGUCGCUGGAUUGUGGGUGGUACUUUGGUGUCUAUUGCUGUCAUAACGAUGAUGCUAGUCCCUCCCCCUAGGGCGGUGAGUGUCAAAACCUCUAACAUUACGUGUCGACGAGUUUCUUUUUCUAACGAACAUUUAGGUACUUUCUUGAUAGUGUUCUGCAUUUUGAUAAAAUACUUUCAAUCAGAGCCAUUUGUAAACUUUCAAAAAGUUAGAGUGAGCGGCUUAGUAUUGAGCUCAAACCCCUUAAAGCAGUUAGCUGCGUAGUGAACUAAAUAUAUCUGUAGAGAAUAAAGCCACUGUAAAAAUAUGCACGAGUAUAUUGACUGGAAUAUGGUGGAAUGGUAGGUCGUGAUACUCCGGGCAAGAAACAUGAUUUUUCAAUGAGACGAAAUAUCUGAAAGCUCCAAAAACAACCAUUGAGGGGCACAUUAGUGAGAUAUAUUAUUAGACUUAGAAAGUUCAAUUCUUAAGUUGUCACUAAAUAUAGUCGGUAAAUUCCUGUAAACCGUUUUUUGACGCCCUCUGCAGAUCCCUCUGUUUUUCACUGAGAAUGUAACCCAGACGAGAAGAGAAACCGAUGAAGUUACAGGUAACAAAAAGAGAAUUCUAACGUAUAAAACUGCAUUGAGUGCAUUAUGGUUCAUUCACUUAUUCAGUCAUAUGCCUCUAACACACUCUAAAUGUAUUUUAAAAGGACUCAAGAAAGCAGAAACAGAAUCUAUACAAAACCCAAGCUUCACUCUCAAGGAACCACAGAUGUUAAGCACUCCACCGCCCACACCGAGCAUAUUUACUUACGUAGAAGAACCUCCCGUUGAAAACGAAAUGAAGAGGUUCAUGACGGCGCUUUCAACGCAGGGGGCUGUUUGCUCUGACGUACGUCGAAUAGGAGGCUUACCGCAAGGUCCUCACGGAGCCCCUCGUCCGCUUGGCCCUGAUGGGAUGUGGUAUGUUUGUUUUGACGAGGAGGUUCAUUUAGAGUCCGGGUCUUGUAUCGUUUACUCCUUUGGGUAAGUUACUGAGGUAUUUACCAUUGGUCGAAUGUGAUAAUCUGGCUAGACUGUGACGGUCAUGACAAAAUUGGAUGGGUAUUUUCCAGAAAGUUUCUUUGGUGAUACAAAAUUUCAUUUGAACAGAGGAUACAGUUUAUCAGUUGAUUAUCUGAUUUAGACGUCGGUUUAAAUGAUAACGUUAUAGAAUUCGUCCUGUAUGAUAAGAACAGAUUAACAUGCCAUUGGGUUCUAGAUAGCUGAUGGUAAAUACAUUAAGAGAUUCUUGCUGUGGUCUUGACAUUCGCCUAUUGAACAAAUAUGGCCGGGCCGCGUUUGUUCAAAAAGGGAUUAACAGGAUGAGACGAUCUGCGGUGGCCAUUAGUUAUUUACAUGGUUGACGCGAAAUAAUUGUCUUUCAAUUAGACAGCCAAUGCCUAAUGUGUUUCACUAGCCUCGUACCUUCACUGCCAGUUUGAAAUUUUCCAGAACUACAUUGGUUUCAGCUCACUACAUGAGGGUCUCCAUGAGGUUAACCGUAAGCCGUAAAACGGUAAAAAAAAUGUAGCCGUCAGGCGUAAAAAAUUAAAAAAUUUUAACUGUUAGUCGUAAAAAAAAGUUAACCGUAAAAACUUUCAAGUGAUCACAAUGGAAAGAUAUUAACUGUUAGCCGUAAAUUGGCCAAAUUUUAAAUUUUACCUAUCGACGUAAAAGCCAUCACCCCAUUGAGACCUUCCUGUAUGCGGUCCGUGAUUGGCCAUCCUUUCAACCAAAACAAAAGCAAUGUGAUGGCGACACGGAAAUUCGUUUUUCUCCGCACUUUGAAUAGAUCUAACAGCUGAGAUUCCCGUGUUCGAAUCUCUUCGAAGCUCAUGUUGUUUCGCAGUUCCUUUUGCAGUAGCUUAGGCCCUCAUUCGACAUUCCAUAUUGUUGUCCAUACAGUUUGUUUGUUUUUUCUUUGACAUCUCCCUGGCUCCUUAUUUCAUUUCCUAUUUUCUUAUUAGCUGUUCUGACUACCUGCCUUUUUUCGACGGUGAUCAGUGAGAUGACCUCAACGGUUCGAGCUUGCCUUCAGGAAACAAUCAAAGCAAGAUUAAAUUUACGCUUGCAUGUUGCUACAUUUUCUUUAAACUUUUAAAACACUUUAAAACUUUCAAUUUCAAAAGAAUUAAGAUAUUUACUUGCUGCUGAUUCCUUAUAGAACAGGGGAUGACUUUUCCUUUGAUGAAAAAAUGGUCAAACAUGGCUGCAGGGUGUUUGCUUUUGAUCCUUCUAUGGGAAAAGAAGACCAUAACCAUAGUGCUGGCGUAAUGUUCUAUAACCUAGCCCUGUCAGACGAGAAUCUCGAAGGACAAAAGGAUCCUCCCCCUAUUAAUCCAUUUGACAGGAAUGGAUGGAAGACAAGAACGCUAAACGCCAUUUUACAGGAACUAGGUCAUGAUAAGGUAUUAUAUUUGUUUAAAUUCCUGCUGAGAUAGCAUAGACUUUGAAGAUUCUGUUGUUAUUAAGGCUACAAACAUAAAAAAGGUGGGUGGGUCGGUGAAAAUUUAAUCCUCUUUCGUUUCAACGUCUAUCCUCAUUUCAGUUUACUUGUCUGCAAGUUUCAAAGGCAGUGUGAAAAGUCAGCUGUCCAACUAUCUAAAUUUCAACUGAAGCCGGAUAACUUGUUCACUUCAUAUUUUCCUUGAUUUUGAUUGGUUAUUAUUGGUAGGGUAAUUCAUAGUCAUUGGCUAGUGGGAUUUGAUGUAUUAUUUCUAUUGGCCAGUUUACCGUUCAAUUUGACCAGUCCUCGGAGUACACGUAUCUUGCAUGUAAUUGGGAAAGCCAGAUCCGACGGUUACGUACCGCACCAGUCAAUUAACCGCCCAACAAAUAAAGAUUUGUGCAUUUUGUUAUUUACAUAAUGAUAAGAAAUACUGCGAAAUACAGUCCAAGCUGGCGAGGUAAUAGCCAUUCGUUAUCAAACCUUCCUAUUCUUCGACACUUUUUACUGUCCCUAGAGAGAAAUUGACAUUCUAAAGAUGGACAUUGAAUCUGAUGAGUGGAAGUGCUUACGUCAUAUGCUUAGCCAAGGCACUUUGUUGCGUCACGUGAGACAGCUCGACGUAGAAUAUCAUGUGAUCAUGCUAACACCAGAAGCGCUGAGGCAGUACUACAGUAUAGCGAAGUGGCUUGAGAGACAAGGAUUCAGAAUUUUCCAUUCAAGAAGAAAUCCUUACUGCCAGGAGUGCUGGGAAAUGUCAUAUAUUAACUCUAACCUAGUCAAGUUGACAUUAAAUUGAUUUUUUGAAAAAGUUCGGAAUCGUGUUGAUUAAGGCUUCUUUAGCCAUCGUUCACCGUCGUUGGAGUGGUGGCUUAUUUGAUAAUGGUAAUGUAGUCCAAUUCGG
Molecule: messenger RNA, 6011 nt
Organism: Pocillopora meandrina
Lineage: Eukaryota; Metazoa; Cnidaria; Anthozoa; Scleractinia; Pocilloporidae
Source: the annotation of a GenBank genome assembly